This is a messenger RNA of Myxocyprinus asiaticus (Chinese sucker), 465 nucleotides long. Its product is annotated as myoD family inhibitor domain-containing protein 2-like. The transcript is spliced from 2 exons. The record is from RefSeq and is a predicted model, not a curated record. The coding region runs from base 1 to 465 and encodes 154 amino acids. NCBI's taxonomy places the organism in Eukaryota, Metazoa, Chordata, Actinopteri, Cypriniformes, Catostomidae.
AUGAGUAAAGUUGUGGUUAGUGAAGUGAGAAGGCUGAGCACCAUCUCGGAGAAAGAUGUGGACCCCGGAGCCGAGUCGGUCUCUUCAGUGUCCGCAGGGAACAUUGAACGGGCAGGAUCCAAUGCGUCUCUCUGCUCGCAUGAGAAGCCAAGCGUGGAGAGCAGCACCUUCACCUCCUUUGAGUCCCAUCAGCCUGACACUGCAGACGACUGUGCCACUAUCCUGCUGGCAUGUCUCUACUGCCGGUUCUAUGAGGUCAUCGCCAUGUUGCCUGAUACUUGUGAGAGGGUGCUUAUCCAUUGCUUCCCCUCUUAUAAGUAUUUUAGUGCAACCAGUGAGCAGUCGAAAGGAAAAGACUUCUGCAGCUGCAACAUGGACUUUGACUGUGGACUCAUGAGCUCUUGUCAGGAGACCAGUGAGUUACUGGAGCUGGCUAUGGAGAUAUCAGAGGUCUGCUACCGCUAA